This is a messenger RNA of Glossina fuscipes, 3168 nucleotides long. RefSeq names its product sodium/potassium/calcium exchanger 3-like. Gene Ontology annotation, molecular function: calcium channel activity; calcium, potassium:sodium antiporter activity. Bases 1 to 1374 code for a protein of 457 amino acids. The transcript has 7 exons. Lineage: Eukaryota; Metazoa; Arthropoda; Insecta; Diptera; Glossinidae. Gene Ontology annotation, cellular component: membrane. Gene Ontology annotation, biological process: intracellular calcium ion homeostasis; calcium ion transmembrane transport. The record is from RefSeq and is a predicted model, not a curated record.
AUGGCUCUUAUUUCAGGGAAAGCCAUCGUUACAAAAAUUCAGCCAUUUGCGGCCUGGUCUGGACAGUUGAAAAAAGGUGACGACAAUUGCACGAUGUUAGGUAUUGAGGAAUACCCAAACUGGUUUACAGCUCCUCCACCACGUUGGGAUUUCAUAGUUAUUUGCUCUUUGGCUAGCGCUUAUUUGUUCCUGGGUUUGGCAGUUGUGUGUGACGGGUUUUGUGUGCCGGCUGUGGAAAAAUUAAGAACCCAGUGGCAUAUGUCUUAUGACGUAGCGGGCGCCACAUUGAUGGCGGGUGCCACUUCCGCUCCCGAGUUUUUUAUACAUCUUUACGCAACAAUUAUAACAGAGAGUGAUAUGGGCAUAGGCACCAUAGUAGGGUCGGCGGUAUUUAAUGGUUUAGCGAUAACUGGAGUGUGUGGUUUAAUAGCAGGGUCGGGUAUCCAAUUAGAUUGGUGGCCCGUUUCUCGCGAUCUCCUGUGGUAUACAGCUGCGGUUGCUGCAUUAACCAUUUUUAUAUAUGAUGGACGUAUUCAGUGGUGGGAGGCAACGACGUUGAUUGCAUUAUUCCUGGUAAAUACGAUCAGUUUAUUUUUGGAUCGGAAGUUACAAAAAGCUUUUCGGAAACCAAGCCGAGAAUGUAUAUGCCCUUGUUUUAGACCGAAAGGAGAAGUUUUUGAUUUGUUAGACCAUGAGACGGAUGAAGAUGAGGACAAGGAACCACCAUUCGAUUUUUGCCGAUGGCCUGCAGAAGGAGGUUGUUGUAGUGUAUUUCUUUGGAUUUUGUCGUAUCCAUGGGAAUGCGUGCUUUUCCUCACUAUACCAAACUGCAAACGGAGGCUAACUCGUCGAUGUGCUCUAUUCAGUUUCUUCUUUUCGAUUGGCUGGAUUGCCAUUUUAACUUAUUUACUUUCCUGGAUGAUAACCGUAAUUGGCUUUAACAUAUUUGUGCCUGACUCUGUAAUGGGAAUCACAUUUUUAGCAGCAGGUACUAGCAUACCAGAAAUGAUAUCCAGCUACAUCGUUGCGAGAAAAGGUUACGGUUCUAUGGCAGUUUGCAAUGCAAUCGGGUCUAAUUCCGUGGACAUAUUAUUUUGUUUAGCUGUACCUUGGCUUAUAAGAUCACUCAUGAAUUAUCCCAAAGUGAAUUUCGUUUCUUUUAAUUCAAAAGCGUUGUAUCAAUCUACCGCAAUCCUUUUUUUUUUCAUAAUGGUUUUGUAUAUAACGUUUAUGAUUAACCGAUUUCGUCUAAACGUAAGCCUUGGGGUUUUCUGCAUGAGUAUGUUUAUUUGCUACGUUGUGUUCGCGUCGCUCAUUGAAUUGAACAUAUUUUUCGAAGUUAAUUUACCGAAUUGCCCGCUCUCCUAUCAGUAAAUUGUAACUAAGGCGGCGUAAAUUUAUAUGCGGGCACUUUUUAGUCAGUGGUUAAUAAUCAUCUAGAUAUAUACUGGGUUUUUUUGUAACGUGAAAAACUUUUCUAGUUUGGCCUGUCCGGUGGACAUUGCAGUAUUUAAAUCUUUCUUAGAGUUUCUUUUUUGUCUGAUGAGUGAAUGAGAUGUGGAGAAAUGAAGGUUAUGGAUCGGAAAUGAACAAAACGAUAAUAUUUAAUUAUUUACUUCCAAAUCUGUAAUCAAGUCGCAAUUAAAAUUAAGAUGCAGGUUAUUUUGUUAUUAAAAUGAAAUUCUAUGUACAUUAAACACCAUUAAAAUUGAAGUCAGAAAAAUAAUUUAAUACACGUAUUCAUCAAAUGAAGCAAAUUAAAAAGUUGUGGGUGAAAUAAACUCAUAACGGAUUGAAGACCAAAGAAAUAGACAAAAUUGUCAACAUCUCAACUUAACAUCAAAUACUUCAUACGAAAAAUUAAACAGAAAAUCACUGGCGUCGAUAUGCGCGCGUUUAUCAUGUGAAAGUGGCGUGAAUAGCAAGCGAAUCCUUUGAAUUAAGAAAAGAUGUCUACUUACUUUCAGCAUCCUAUGGAAAGUUUAGUACUUUCUGUGCUGCGUAUUUUAUACUAUUAGCUUGUAACUACUAUAGGUGUUCAAAUAAUGUAAUAAUUCAAGUUUGAAGAUUGAAAGAAGCACAUAGUUUCCAUACGAUUUUCCGUUCUCCUUUUAAUUUCACAAAUACACAUCAGAAGUCUCAUAAGUAUCGUCUAUUCUUCUGUGUAUGUCUGUUUGCCUGGCUGUUUUUGCAGAGUUUAUAAAAACAUUUAGCAGUGAAGAGAUACACAGCAACCAUUCUUAAUACUCUAAAAAAAUCAGAAAAAAUUAUAUGCGAUAAAUUUUUAAUGUAUAAAUAAAAAAAUAAACAUCAAUUUUUAUUGUAGCGUUACGAACUAUACUAUGUAAACGUACUGGGUGCUUGGAUGUAUUGUGAUCAUUCAUUCAGUUGGAAAAGGCAUUUAUUGAGAAAAAUUGGUUCAAUCAAAAUAUUUUCAAUCCUUUUCUACAAUUUUCUCCAUCUUUCUGCCAUUAUGGCCAUACCAUGACGAAAGAACGAUUUGAGAUUGGUAGGGGCCCAAUCAUCGGCCUAUUUUCGCUCUUUUCCGGCGCUUCGAAACCACGUGCCAACUAAGCCAUGCUACCUCGAUCUGAACAAGUAGUAUUCAAAAAUGCUAUCUUCGGCGAGCACGCUGGCUGCCGCAGAACUUCCCAUUCAAGCUGCAACGGUGUGUGGUUGACAACUCUUGCAACGUGUGGCCGGGCGUUGUCACGCGAAACUUUGCGUCUAUUAACCGCUAUUGGCGUCAUUUUUGGCAACAAUAUAUCGUCCAAUUUGAUCAAUUGAUCUCGGUAGACAUCUCCAGUAAUAGUUUCAAUCAGUUUUCAGUUUUGUCAACUCCUAUUACACAUACGCAACAAAAUUUUAUGAGCAUAAAUAUUCGAUGUCGAUAUGGAAGGGUCUCCUGAACUAAUUCAUGCCAUUUUCAGUCAAUUUCUAUGGUAAAAAUUUUCGUCUUUUUGAAUUUUUCCCAUAACAUGUAAAUGUCUAGAAGCAGGUGAAUUAUCAGAUGUUAAACUGUUUGAAAGUUUUCGAAGAAUUUGAGCUAGAUUUUCAUUCAAUAAGUCUUGCAAUUCAUUGUCUUCGAACUUUUUUGGUCUUCCAGGGCGUUCUUUACAUUCUUUACGUUUGACAUCAAAAUCAGCAGUUUGGAACCGUUGAAACCAA